This is a messenger RNA of Trichosurus vulpecula (common brushtail), 6162 nucleotides long. It is a transcript of the gene FER1L5, whose product is annotated as fer-1 like family member 5. Lineage: Eukaryota; Metazoa; Chordata; Mammalia; Diprotodontia; Phalangeridae. Gene Ontology annotation, molecular function: calcium ion binding; calcium-dependent phospholipid binding. The record is from RefSeq and is a predicted model, not a curated record. The transcript is spliced from 53 exons. Gene Ontology annotation, biological process: T-tubule organization; vesicle fusion; negative regulation of phagocytosis. The coding region runs from base 1 to 6162 and encodes 2053 amino acids. Gene Ontology annotation, cellular component: T-tubule; membrane; cytoplasmic vesicle.
AUGCUGCAGCUCAUUGUGCAGUCUGCCAAAGUCCAGCCCCCUCAGACUCCCCCACCUAGUUUUUCUGUGACGGUAUACUUCAGAGAUGUCAAGAAGAGAACUCGAGUUAUAGAAGAAGACAAUAAUCCCACCUGGAAUGAGACCCUAGUGUGGCAUGUAGGACCAUACCAUCUGGAAAAUGAUGCCUUCCUUCAAGUCAUCCUCCGAGACAUGAGCCAUAGAAAAAGUGAAAGGACUUUUGGUAUUAGCACUGUAUUCCUCAGGCCAUUGGCAGAAAACCCACAUGAGCCCCUGGUUCUAACUGAGCUGCCCCUGGUCAGCCGGACUGUGCAUCCCACAAAAAGUACCAUCACCUUACAAAUAACCUACUUUCCACAAGAGGCCCACCAUAAGUCAGCAACUUGGGAAAAGCUCGGCAUCAGUUGUAAGGAGGGUGGAAGGCAUGAAAUCAUGGUGGCUGGCCACAACGUGAGAAUGCCUCUGACCUCCAAGCCACAGGACUUCCAGGUUCAGUUGAGGAUAUUUGAAGCCCGCCAGCUCCACGGAAACAACAUUGAGCCCGUGGUGAAGAUAUUAAUUGGAAAUCAUGAGUAUCGGACUCGAAUCAAGAAGGGGAAUAACCCCUUCUUCAAUGAGAAAUUCUUUCAUAAUUUCCAACAUCGGUAUCCCUCAGACCUCUUUGAAGAAAUCAUCUCAAUCCAGGUGGUGGACUCCCAAGCAAAGAGAGCCAAUUCAGAGAUUGGGAGGUGCCAGAUAGAUGUUGGGAUCAUCUACUACUCUCCAGGGCACACCCUCAUGAGGAAGUGGCUAGGCCUCUGUCAUUCCAAUAAACCCAACUUGGGGAUCAGAGGUUACCUGAAGAUUACCAUCUCUGUCCUCGGCGUUGGAGACCAAGCCCCGGUGGAUCAUGGACAUCUGCAUGAGACUGGUGAAAUAGAGAAGGAUCUCUUCAUGUCAGCCACAGUCCCAAUCCAAUUAGCUACUUUUUGGUUCUUUAUCUACUACGCUGAAGACCUGCACCUCAAAACUACUGUGGCCUCCAGGUUCUAUUCCCACACCGUCAGGGAGAAAAAGAGCUCGAUGAAUCCAAUGUUGGAGUUGGAGAUAGCUGGGAAAAUACUCAAAACUAGCCCGAAGCUCCAUACAGAGAAGCCCAGGUGGGACCAGGCUCUGAUCUUCUCUGUUCAGCUGCCCUGCAUGACCAACCAUAUCAAGCUGAGGGUUCUUGACUGGGACAAAAAAGGACACAAUGAGGUGAUUGGGACAGCCAGUCUGAACAUCACACAUCUCUCUUCAGCGGGAGCUCUCACUAAAGCAGCCUCCGGUUUCCUGCCCUGCUUUGGCCCUAGCUACCUUAUUCUUCAUGGGGGAGAAAAAGCAUUAUCCCAGAGCUUCCCUGAUGAAGAGCCUUUCUCCCAUCUGGACUCAGUGGAGGAAGAUUUAACUUAUCGAGGUAGAGUCUUAAUGGAAUUAGUCUCUGGAAUACAAGAUACGAAAACAAACAUUAAUCUCCCUAGGACUACUUCGGCCUUCAUAGAGAGUGAACUGCACCGACAAAAGUAUGGACUGUGUGUCAUCUUCCUCUCCUCUACCAUGAUGCCUGCCUUUAAGGACCAGGUUCACUUCGAGGUCACCAUGGGCCACUAUGGUAACAAAAUAGACCUGAAUUACAGGCCUCUGGCCUCCACCAGCCAGUACAGCCAAGCAGUAUUUGAUGAUACUUCCUACCACUACCUGCCCUGGCAUAAUUCCAUGCCAGUAGUGACUCUGACCUCCACCUGGGAGGAUGUCAGCUUCCGGAUGAAUUCCCUCAACAUCCUCCAUGUGACGCGGGACCGGCUGAAAUCCAACCUGGAGGCCCUGAAGUCAAUCCGGAACCCUAAGCACCCAGCAUUGCGUAGACGGUGGAAGAAACUGCUGAAGGAGCUGGUGGAAGAUUGCGAGUGGCCUUUGCCUGAUGUGAAAGACCAACCCUUUGUCACAAUCUUGGACCAGAAUUUAUGGAAACUUCGAAAACUAGUCCUUCAGGAAUUGGCAGAGGAGGCCAAGAACAGUGAGCAUGAACACAAGGAAAUGCUGCCCAAGGCUGAGAACUGGUUGUAUCGGCUCAACACUGUGCUCCCAGAGCCUCAGUCUAGCAUCCCUGAUGUAGUGAUUUGGCUCCUGUGCAAAGAGCAGCGUGUUGCUUAUGCCCGGGUACCUGCCCACACCAUCCUGUUCUCCCAGGCUGGGGCCCUCUACUGUGGCAAGUUCUGUGGGAAGGCUCAGACCCUCUUCAUGCAGUACUACAAAGAACAAGAAUCCAAGACCUUACUGGAGGCCCAAAAGCAGAAGGGAAUAACGGCAGCCCAGCUCCGGGUAUGCAUGUGGCUAGGCAGUGUCUUGGACAGCAGCAACCUGGCAAAGACCGGCUAUCAUGAUUUCAUCUUCUAUUCAAAGACAUAUGAGAACCAAGCCAUGUACCAGGGCAAGUGGGGACCAGAGGGAUUGAAAAGCUAUCCCAGCUUCUCUGAUGUCACUGGACACCAGAUUCUCCCCAAGGAGAACUUCCAAGUGCCCCAAGGAUGGCGCUGGCAGGGAAGCUGGUUUGUGGAACCCCAGACAAGAUUCCUUCUAGACACAGACAUCAACCAAAACCAAAUACUGGAGGAAGUGUAUGAAAACCAGACCCGGAACAUUUGGGGAAGUUGGACUCCAGCUGCCAUCCCAAACACUGACAUGCUCGGACAGCCUGUGCAGGCUAGGGAAAACAUGAAGUGCCCAGAAGGCUGGUUCAUCAAGGAAAACUGGAAUGUGGAGUUAAACCGGGCAGUGGAUAAUGAAGGCUGGGAGUAUGGUGUGGGGAUUCCUCCCUCGGGUAUCCCCAAAGCUUGGACUGCUGUGGAGAAGACCUACCAUUCCUGGCGCCGCCGCCGAUGGGUGAGACAGAGAUGCCAGAAUCCUGGAGAGCAGAGACAUGAACAGAAGCAGUCACCUGUCCUAUCUGGAGAAGAGGAAGGCUGGGAAUAUGGCUCUUUUGGCUCCAAAUCUGACCCAGAUCCACAGCCAGGCAGCAUGUUCCGCCGCCGUUGCUGGCACCGUAAGAUGGUACCCAUUGAGGAUGUCAGUAUCUCUCCCAUCUUCUUCCUGGAGAGAUCCUUGGAAAUAGAGACGGAGAAGAAACUAAAGGAGAAGGAACAGAAGACAGAACAACAGGGAGAGGUUAAAAAGAAAGAGAAGAAUCUCAUGACUUCAAAAAAAGCUUUAAUGGAGACACCUCAACAACUCAGCACUCUUUUCAUCUACUGCAUGAUCUACAAACCACAGUACUACCAGCUUUUCUGCUACAUCUACCAAGCAAGAAACCUGAUGUCUAAUCACAUCCAAACCUUCUCAGACUCUUCCAUUCAGGUGGUCUUCCUGCACUAUGGCCAGAGCACCCGGACACUAGAGACUUCCCUGGUCCCAACGUGGGACCAGACAUUGGUCUUUGACCACAUUCUACUCUAUGAGAAACCCCAAGAUUUAGAAGAAAACCCUCCCCUCGUAUGCCUAGAGCUCUGGCAGCUGAAUUCCUAUGGCAAGGGGAGCUUAUGGGGGAGGAGCAUGUGUUCACCAGUUGUCUGUCUAGAUCUCCAAAAGCGAGCACUACCUCUGCUAAGCUGGCAUUCCAUCAGCAAAGAGCCAGGGGAGGAAGAAGGAGAGAUUCUGGCUGCUUUUGAGCUUAUCCUAGAGACUGAGAUGGUCAGUAACCAGAAAUCUCUACUCAUGAGUAUUCCCUGGAAGAAUGGCUACUAUACCCUCCCCAAAAGCAUCCAGCCCUCUUUGAAGAAAACUGCUAUUGAGAUCCUGGCUUGGGGGCUACGGAAUAUACAAAAAGCAAACUCUCCCUGGCUACUGGUGGAAUGUGGUGGGGAAACUCUGAAGACAGCUCAGAUCAAAGAUUAUCACUCCAACCCCAACUUUCCCCAGGCUGCCCUCCUACUCACUCUGUUCCUGCCUCAGGAGGAAGCAUAUGCCCCACCCCUGGUGCUGAAGGUGGUAGACCAGCAAAGCUUUGGCAUCCAGAUGGUAGUAGGCCAGGCCAUUGUCUACUGCUUGCGUCCAUAUUUCUGUGACCCCUGGGCUGAAGACUAUGUACCCCCACGCCUUCCUGCCAUACCCAAGAAGAAGAGAGCUUUCUUCGAUUACAAGUACAGAAGGUCCAAGUUUAGCCACAGUGAGGAAGAGCAUAUGCAUGAAGUCGAUUGGUGGAGCAAGAUGUUCUGGGCAUCAGGAGAGAGCCCUAAGAAGUGGAACCACAAGAAAGACUACUAUGCUCUAAAGGUAUAUGACUGUGAGCUGGAAGCUAUACCAGACUUCCAAGGCCUGCAGGACUUCUGCCAGACUUUCAACCUCUACAAGGGGCAGAAGACUGAAGAUAGCCCCAUCAUGGGGGAAUUCAAGGGCCUUUUCCGGAUCUAUCCGCUUUCUGAGAAUCCCAAACAACCCAGCCCUCCACGCCAGUUUCAGAAUCUUCCUGAGAGAGAGAGUGGCCCGCAGCAGUGCCUUGUCCGAGUGUAUGUAAUACGGGCCAUCGACCUGCAACCUAAGGACAACAAUGGUUUGUGUGACCCUUACGUGAUCCUGAAACUGGGCAAGACAGUGCUAGGUAGCCGGCACCAUUAUAAGCCCAACACCCUGGAUCCCAUCUUUGGCAUGAUGUUUGAGCUGAACUGCACCAUUCCUCUGGAGAAAGACCUAGAAAUCACUCUUUUUGAUUUUGACUUAAUUUUACCUGAUGACAAGAUUGGAUCCACAGUCAUCGACCUGGAGAAUCGGCUCUUGUCCAGCUUUGGCGCUCGUUGUGGGCUUCCCAAGUCCUACUGCCUGUCAGGGCCCUUUCAGUGGAGGGACCAGCUAACCCCAAGUCAUCUCCUGGAGCGCUAUGCCCACAGGAAGGGGCUGCCUCCACCUGAUUUCAGUACUGAGAAUUGUAUCACAUUCAGUGGGAGGAUCUUCAAGCUACAUAACUUUGAACAACAUACUCCUCCUAUUAAGUACUUAGGUUCUCCAAAAGAGCGCCUGGCACUGUACCUCUUGCAAGCUCAGGGACAGGUGCCUGAGCAUGUGGAGACUCGAACUCUGUACUCAAACACCCAGCCAGGUAUUGACCAGGGGAAGGUACAGCUGUGGGUGGACAUCUUCCCCCUGCAUCUUGGGCCUCCAGGACCUGCAGUCAACAUCAGUCUUCGAGAGGCCAAAAUGUAUGAACUGCGCUGCAUCAUCUGGGAAACAAGAAAUGUGGACCUGCAAGACGUCACUAUAACUGGAGAGAGGAUGAGUGAUAUCUACAUCAAAGGAUGGAUGCAUGACAUGGAGGACGACAUGCAAAAGACAGAUAUCCACUAUCGAUCACUUACUGGGUCUGGGAAUUUCAAUUGGAGGUUCAUCUUUACUUUUAACUACCUGCCCACAGAAGAGGUCUGCGUUCUAAGCAAGAAGGAAUUCAUCUGGAGCUUGGACCCCACAGUGGAGAAGAUCCCACCUCGACUUCUAAUCCAGGUUUGGGACAACGACAAGUUCCUUUCUGAUGACUUUUUAGGAAUUCUAGAGCUAGAUCUGUGUGAAAUGCCAACCCCUGCCCGCAAGUCCCAAGAAUGCACCCUCAGCAUGAUGGAAAACAAGCCCAAGUGGCCAUUUAAGUUCCUCCACAAGCAUGUCUCCCUCUUCAGGCAGAAAACUAUCACUGGCUGGUGGCCUUGUCAGGUUCUGGAUAAUGGCAAAUGGCGUUUGUCGGGCAAAGUGAAGAUGACCCUGGAGGUGCUGACAAAGAAGGAGGCCGAAGAAAGACCGGCUGGUAAAGGCCGCUCUGAACCCAACCAAUACCCUACACUUCAUGCACCCGUACGACCAGAAACCUCAUUCCUGUGGUUCCUAUCACCUUGGCUCAGUGUGCGCUACAUCCUUUGGCACCACUACCGCCGGAAAUGUACACUCACCUUUGUGAUGAUGAGCAUGUUGCUCUUGGUGCUAAUCUUCAUCUAUUCUACUCCCAGCUAUUUAGCUAUGAAGUUGAUCAAACCUGAGUUUCGGAUAGCUGGACCUCUACCUGAAGAGUUUAAGGAAAGUCUCAGAAGGACACCAACAACCACCCCCAGAGGCUCUUCUACUCAAGUCUCACAGACUACAAACACAAGUUAA